Messenger RNA from Suncus etruscus (white-toothed pygmy shrew), 258 nucleotides. Its product is annotated as vacuolar ATPase assembly integral membrane protein VMA21-like. The record is from RefSeq and is a predicted model, not a curated record. NCBI's taxonomy places the organism in Eukaryota, Metazoa, Chordata, Mammalia, Eulipotyphla, Soricidae. Gene Ontology annotation, cellular component: endoplasmic reticulum membrane. Bases 1 to 258 code for a protein of 85 amino acids. The transcript has a single exon. Gene Ontology annotation, biological process: vacuolar proton-transporting V-type ATPase complex assembly.
AUGGAGCGUCAGGAUAAAGCGGCUCUGAACGUGCUGCAGUCUCCCAACCUCAGAAAUGAAAGUUCCUUGGCUUCCACCCUGAAGACACUACUGUUCUUCAUAGCACUGAUGAUCACUCUUCCCAUUAGCUUAUAUUUCACAACCAAGUCUUAUGUAUUUGAAGGAGCCUUUGGAAUGUCCUACAGGAACAGCUACUUGUAUGCUGCCACUGUCUCAGUGGUCAUUGUCUAUGUGGUGCUGGCCCUCUUUGUGGCCUGA